Echinococcus granulosus is the source of this 507-nucleotide messenger RNA. RefSeq lists its product as hypothetical. The coding region runs from base 1 to 507 and encodes 168 amino acids. NCBI's taxonomy places the organism in Eukaryota, Metazoa, Platyhelminthes, Cestoda, Cyclophyllidea, Taeniidae. The record is from RefSeq and is a predicted model, not a curated record. The transcript has 4 exons.
AUGGCUGUCUCCUCCCUCGGGUCAAUCACACCCACUCGGUCAAGGGGUUGGUGUGAUCUGGCCUCUUCGUUCCUCGAAGUUUCGCAUGGCUACUUCGCGGUCUUUGAGCUGGCUUACCGAGGCUGCAUUGUAGAGGCAGAAUUUGCCAUCCAACAGGCUGGCAGGCUCUCCGCAUUCUCUAAGGAGAGUCAAAAGAUGGUUGCUCUACGAACAAAACCACCAACAGGCAGUUUGGAGAGGAAUAGCCUGCCACCGAUAUGUCCAAACCGUCGAACCCUUCCUCCUCGCGUCGGACAUCCCACUCUGCCUUUCGCAUACCACCCACAAUGCUCCAUGGUUCGCAUGACGGGCUGUGAGGACACCGACAUGGUGGUCCGAAGGCCACGCCGCCGAGCGGAGGUGCAGCCUGUAGCGACCCGAAUACCCGCCUGCGACUUUCAACUCACGCAGUCAGACAAACCAUCAGGUCGCAGUGAUAGCAAGACGAGUAGCAAAGUCUCCAAUUGA